ACCUUUGCUCAUGGCGGCGGCGGCGGCGGCGGCGGUGGCGGCUGUGCUGGUGGCAUUCGGCGGCCGGAGCCGGAUCCUGUAGCCGGGUGUGGGCCCGCGUCGGUCCGUCCCUCCUUCGGCCCCCUCUCUUGUCUUCCGGAGUGUGGCUGACGGAGCCGGGAUGGCGGAACGAGGCCUGGAGCCGUCGCCGGCCGCGGUGGCGGCGCUGCCGCCUGAAGUGCGAGCGCAGCUGGCAGAGCUGGAGCUGGAGCUCUCGGAGGGGGACAUCACCCAGAAGGGCUAUGAAAAGAAAAGAUCCAAACUCCUGUCUCCUUACAGCCCGCAGACACAAGAAACUGAUUCAGCAGUACAGAAAGAACUUAGAAACCAGACACCUGCUCCAUCUGCAGCUCAAACUUCUGCUCCCUCUAAGUACCACCGAACUCGAUCCGGAGGAGCCAGGGAUGAACGAUAUCGAUCAGAUAUCCACACAGAAGCAGUUCAGGCCGCGCUGGCAAAGCAUAAAGAACAGAAGAUGGCUUUGCCCAUGCCAACCAAAAGACGAUCCACAUUUGUUCAGUCUCCUGCAGAUGCCUGCACGCCUCCUGACACAUCUUCGGCCUCUGAGGAUGAGGGCUCUCUGAGACGCCAAGCUGCGCUCUCUGCUGCCUUGCAACAGAGCUUACAGAAUGCUGAGUCCUGGAUCAACCGUUCAAUUCAGGGAUCGUCCACUUCUUCAUCCGCAUCUUCUACGCUGUCCCACGGAGAGGUCAAAGGAACCAGUGGGUCUCUAGCUGAUGUAUUUGCCAAUACUCGAAUAGAGAAUUUCUCUGCUCCUCCUGAUGUUACUACAACUACCUCUUCCUCCUCCUCAUCCUCAUCCAUACGCCCAGCAAACAUUGACCUGCCCCCCUCGGGGAUAGUUAAAGGCAUGCACAAAGGAUCCAACAGGUCCAGCCUUAUGGAUACAGCUGACGGUGUUCCUGUCAGUAGCAGAGUAUCCACAAAAAUCCAGCAGCUUCUCAACACUCUGAAACGACCCAAAAGGCCUCCCUUAAAGGAAUUUUUUGUGGAUGACUCUGAAGAAAUUGUGGAAGUACCUCAGCCAGACCCCAACCAGCCCAAGCCGGAGGGACGGCAAAUGACCCCUGUGAAAGGAGAGCCUUUAGGAGUCAUCUGUAACUGGCCUCCUGCUCUUGAAUCUGCCCUGCAGCGCUGGGGUACUACUCAAGCAAAAUGCUCCUGUCUGACUGCACUGGACAUGACAGGGAAACCAGUUUACACUCUUACAUAUGGAAAGUUGUGGAGCAGAAGUUUAAAGUUGGCCUACACACUUCUUAAUAAACUGGGGACCAAAAAUGAACCUGUGUUAAAACCUGGAGACAGGGUAGCCCUGGUUUACCCCAACAAUGAUCCAGUCAUGUUUAUGGUGGCUUUUUAUGGAUGCCUCCUGGCAGAAGUGAUUCCAGUGCCUAUAGAGGUACCUCUUACCAGAAAGGAUGCUGGAGGUCAGCAGAUUGGCUUCUUGCUAGGAAGCUGUGGUAUUGCCUUAGCUCUUACCAGUGAAGUUUGUCUAAAAGGACUGCCAAAAACCCAGAAUGGAGAAAUUGUACAGUUUAAAGGUUGGCCCCGGCUCAAAUGGGUUGUAACAGAUUCCAAGUACCUUUCAAAGCCACCAAAAGACUGGCAGCCACACAUCUCACCUGCUGGGACAGAACCGGCUUACAUUGAGUAUAAAACAAGCAAAGAAGGGAGUGUAAUGGGAGUUACAGUGUCCCGGCUUUCAAUGUUGUCUCACUGCCAAGCUCUGUCGCAGGCCUGCAAUUAUUCUGAAGGGGAAACAAUAGUAAAUGUCUUAGACUUUAAGAAGGAUGCUGGGCUGUGGCACGGCAUGUUUGCGAAUGUAAUGAAUAAGAUGCACACCGUUAGUGUACCCUACUCUGUCAUGAAAACCUGUCCUCUCUCUUGGGUCCAAAGAGUACAUGCUCACAAAGCCAAGGUAGCUUUAGUAAAAUGUCGAGACUUGCACUGGGCUAUGAUGGCACAUCGGGACCAAAGAGAUGUGAGCUUGAGUUCCCUCCGAAUGUUAAUUGUGACUGAUGGAGCUAACCCCUGGUCUGUGUCAUCCUGUGAUGCCUUUCUGAGCCUGUUCCAAAGCCAUGGACUGAAGCCUGAGGCCAUCUGUCCGUGUGCCACGUCUGCUGAAGCCAUGACUGUAGCAAUCCGCAGACCUGGAGUUCCAGGAGCCCCUUUGCCAGGAAGAGCCAUUCUCUCAAUGAAUGGAUUGAGCUAUGGAGUAAUACGGGUCAAUACUGAAGAUAAAAAUUCAGCACUGACGGUCCAGGAUGUGGGGCAUGUAAUGCCUGGUGGGAUGAUGUGUAUUGUGAAACCAGAUGGACCUCCCCAGCUCUGCAAAACAGAUGAAAUUGGAGAAAUCUGUGUUAGCUCCAGAACUGGAGGCAUGAUGUACUUCGGGCUUGCUGGUGUGACAAAAAAUACAUUUGAGGUAAUUCCAGUGAAUUCUGCAGGCUCUCCUGUUGGGGAUGUUCCAUUCAUCCGAUCAGGAUUGCUGGGAUUUGUAGGGCCGGGUAGUUUGGUGUUCGUAGUUGGGAAAAUGGAUGGCUUACUGAUGGUUAGUGGUCGAAGACAUAAUGCUGAUGACAUUGUUGCUACUGGAUUGGCUGUAGAGUCAAUAAAGACUGUCUAUAGAGGAAGAAUUGCUGUGUUUUCUGUGUCUGUAUUUUAUGAUGAGCGCAUUGUGGUGGUUGCGGAACAAAGACCAGAUGCUUCCGAGGAAGAUAGUUUCCAGUGGAUGAGCCGAGUGCUGCAGGCAAUCGAUAGCAUUCAUCAAGUGGGGGUUUAUUGUCUUGCUCUGGUGCCGGCCAAUACGUUGCCAAAAACUCCGCUAGGAGGAAUCCAUAUAUCGCAGACGAAACAACUCUUUCUGGAGGGAUCGCUGCAUCCUUGCAAUAUCCUCAUGUGCCCACAUACAUGCGUGACAAAUUUGCCAAAGCCCCGGCAAAAGCAACCAGGUGUAGGCCCUGCUUCCGUGAUGGUUGGGAAUCUGGUUGCUGGAAAACGCAUAGCACAAGCUGCUGGAAGGGAUCUGGGACAAAUAGAAGAAAAUGAUUUGGUGAGGAAGCACCAGUUUCUGGCAGAGAUCUUACAGUGGCGAGCCCAGGCGACUCCUGACCAUGUACUCUUCAUGCUGUUAAAUGCCAAGGGAACUACUGUAUGCACAGCCAGCUGCCUUCAACUUCAUAAGCGAGCAGAGAGGAUUGCAUCUGUUCUUGGUGAUAAGGGACAUCUAAAUGCAGGCGAUAAUGUGGUGUUGCUCUAUCCACCUGGCAUUGAGUUAAUUGCUGCCUUCUAUGGCUGCUUGUAUGCGGGCUGUAUACCUGUGACUGUCAGACCUCCACAUGCUCAGAACCUCACGGCCACGCUGCCCACUGUCAGAAUGAUUGUUGAUGUCAGCAAAGCAGCCUGUAUUCUCACCAGUCAGACCCUAAUGAGACUACUGAGGUCACGAGAGGCAGCAGCAGCUGUGGAUGUGAAAACCUGGCCAACCAUCAUUGACACAGAUGAUUUACCCAGGAAAAGGUUACCUCAGCUGUAUAAACCACCCACUCCUGAGAUGUUAGCGUAUCUUGAUUUUAGUGUCUCCACAACUGGCAUGCUUACAGGAGUGAAGAAUGAGAAAAUUUACCAGCAGAUAGUGAUUUUAAUGGGAUGCCUUGGCCGUUUCUUCUUUUCUGAAAGCUGCUUUCUCUGUGUGCCUGAGGUGAGAACACAAAAUUGCUUGGCUUUUCCUGACCAAGGAGCUAGAACAGUGGCCCUGCCUGUUCGGUGCUUUUAUGAUCCUACUGACUUCGCUCCCAUUGGUGUCUUAUGCAACGGUGUCUUGCAGACCAGAGGGAUCAACCUCUCCUGUGUCCGGACCUGUGUGGUGGUGGCAGAGGAGCGGCCCCGCGUUGCACUCCAGCAGUCCUUCUCCAAGCUCUUCAAAGACAUCGGGCUGUCCCCGCGGGCUGUCAGCACCACUUUUGGAUCAAGAGUCAAUGUAGCAAUAUGUUUACAGGGAACCUCAGGGCCUGAUCCAACUACUGUGUAUGUGGAUCUGAAAUCGCUAAGACAUGACAGGGUUCGUCUUGUGGAACGUGGCGCCCCCCAGAGUUUGCUCCUCUCAGAGUCUGGAAAGAUUUUACCUGGAGUGAAAGUGGUCAUUGUUAAUCCUGAGACCAAAGGGCCAGUUGGAGACUCUCACCUUGGAGAGAUUUGGGUGAACAGUCCCCAUACAGCCAGCGGCUACUAUACCAUCUAUGAUAGUGAGACUCUUCAAGCUGAUCAUUUCAACACUCGCCUCAGCUUUGGAGAUGCUGCUCAGACCCUCUGGGCUCGGACAGGAUACCUUGGUUUCGUCCGCCGGACCGAGCUCACAGCGGCCACUGGAGAGCGUCAUGAUGCAUUGUAUGUGGUGGGAGCACUGGAUGAAACGCUGGAGCUGAGAGGAUUACGAUACCAUCCGAUCGAUAUUGAGACCUCAGUGUCCCGGAUCCACAGAAGCAUUGCUGAAUGUGCCGUGUUCACAUGGACCAACUUGCUUGUGGUGGUUGUGGAACUGUGCGGCUCUGAACAGGAAGCCCUAGAUCUGGUCCCAUUAGUGACCAACGUGGUCCUGGAAGAGCAUUACCUCAUCGUUGGCGUCGUGGUUGUGGUGGACCCAGGUGUCAUCCCGAUCAACUCCAGAGGAGAGAAGCAGAGGAUGCACCUCCGUGAUAGCUUCCUAGCUGACCAGUUAGACCCCAUCUAUGUAGCUUAUAACAUGUAACAAGCCUUGCGGGGACUGCAAGGGGCCGUUCUGAAGAAUUGCAAAGACAGAAGACCUGUGGCUAGGAGCAGGCUUUCAAACGAUGUGAAAUAAGCUGAGAUGGCUACAUGAUAUUCUUCAUCUCAUCCUGUGGGAUUCUGCAAUCAUAAAACACACAGGAAAGGGGAAUUCUGUGAUGGCAAAUGAAAAAAAUGUUAACAGUUUGGUAGACAUGUGCUUUGACAUGGCGUGAGCAGCACGUUACUAAAGCAAUUACAUGCAUGUUGCAUUUUUUUCAUCUGUUGUACAUACUUGUAUUUUUAUCUAAUACCGUUUUAGAAUUUUGUAAGGGAAUUAAUGAAUUCACAUCAAAGGGGUAGUCUGAGUGAUACAGUUCCCCACUCUGUACUGUAUUUUGCCAUUUUGCUGUAGCUAGAUGUUCUGUGGGGUUUGUUAACAUGGAACUACUCAGCUUUCUUUCAGUCACCCAUAAGCAAAUUAGAUAACCCACUGAAUAUAAGAAUUACGUUAUAUAUAUAAUUCUUGACUGUAAAACAUUUUGACCAGUGUUUUAAAACAUGUAAAUAAGAAUACACAUAAUUCAGCUAGAAAUUUGAAGAAUUGGCUUGUAUAGUUACAACAACCACAGUAGAAACAUUUCAACUUUGAGAGAAUUUCAAUAUUCUCUUAAUGUUGUGUAAUUGAUUAGGUAAC
Cebus imitator (Panamanian white-faced capuchin) is the source of this 5500-nucleotide messenger RNA. It is a transcript of the gene DIP2B, whose product is annotated as disco interacting protein 2 homolog B. Bases 161 to 4807 code for a protein of 1548 amino acids. NCBI's taxonomy places the organism in Eukaryota, Metazoa, Chordata, Mammalia, Primates, Cebidae. The transcript is spliced from 36 exons. The record is from RefSeq and is a predicted model, not a curated record.